AUGACAGACGCGCUCCGUACUAUUGCGGUAAUGCAGAAUGAAAUGGAUCUCUCCGUCCUUUCCAAUCAAAUGCUUGAAUCAUCGGCAGCUUCCCUCCGCACAACCUCGUCUCAACACGAUCAACUCUCCAGCUACAUGACCACCUCUAAGCACCUCGUCACCGCCUUGAGGAAUCUCACGGGCUUGACUGUGUUAUAA
Laccaria bicolor S238N-H82 is the source of this 198-nucleotide messenger RNA. RefSeq lists its product as uncharacterized. The coding region runs from base 1 to 198 and encodes 65 amino acids. The transcript has a single exon. NCBI's taxonomy places the organism in Eukaryota, Fungi, Basidiomycota, Agaricomycetes, Agaricales, Hydnangiaceae. The record is from RefSeq and is a predicted model, not a curated record.